Cladophialophora psammophila CBS 110553 is the source of this 1161-nucleotide messenger RNA. RefSeq lists its product as uncharacterized. The transcript has a single exon. NCBI's taxonomy places the organism in Eukaryota, Fungi, Ascomycota, Eurotiomycetes, Chaetothyriales, Herpotrichiellaceae. Bases 134 to 640 code for a protein of 168 amino acids. The record is from RefSeq and is a predicted model, not a curated record.
GAGCCGGUGCCCCCUACACCUCCACCCUCGAAGGUGUACAGGAAGAUUUCUCGGAACGUGUCGAGGUCGACCAUGAAUUCAUCAGUCCACACGUUGAACAGCGCUGAUCCUCUGACUGAGCCAUCCACUUCAGAUGACCGCUCAAUCGACACCCCUCACACAAGUUUCUCGAGCGACGCAAGUUCCCAUUCGUAUGCUGCCAGGCCCUCUUUUGCGGAUACGGACAGCUGUGAAGUCCCAAUACCCAGCGACCUGCGGACAGCAAUAUCCACCCCGACUCCCGAUGAUUCCAGAGUCUUGUGCACGUACAUACCAGCUCCAAAGAAGAAUACCAGAUAUUUGCCAAGUCUUACCACAGCGUUGGAUCCAGUGCCUGGCGCGACCAGGCAUGAUCUAUUUGUGCAGAAGCCCUUACCACCCGUACCUGCGCCCCAGCCCCAGCAUGGCAGCAACGACAGACGCAUCUCCACCAUCGCCCCCUUGCCGGAACCGGGACACAUCAGGAAGACAUCGGCUCGGUAUCGCUGUGAACCUCCUCAAGACGCCACUACUAGCCGAUCUGCCACGCCAACGUCGCCUUCUUCGAGACCGUCCAGCAGCAGAAGCAAAAGCUCUUCAUGCACACAAGAUCUCGUGGUAGACGGGGGUCGGAGGAGGGCUGCAUCAUAUAGUCUCUUCCCGCGAACCCCUUCGACGGGGCAACAAAGGCUGCCCUCAAAUGGUGGCAUACCUUCGCCUAGACAAACCACUAUAGCCACCACCGUAGCUUUACCGAACCAGUGCAGUCUGCGAUCCCCGAGGACACCUACAAACGGGGAGACACAGGACUUGACACGUCCUCGACCACCACCGCUGCCACCGUCGCGAGACCCAAGGAGACACGGCAAAGUCCUAUCCACCGACACGGCCGCCGCGGCCGCUGCGGUCAUCACGACUGGACAGCCGCCCGCCUCAUACAUCUCAUCUGCGGAAGACGAAGGCAACCCUCGACCGCCGUCGAGACUGGCAAAGACCUCACCAUGUCAAACCGUCCUUCAGAGGCAGAAGAGCAUGCCUUGCCUGGUCCGUCCCCGAACCCCAUCAUCGGGACCUCCUCCUACCGACCCCCUUCCAGCAUUACCAACAGUGGCCUCGAGGUGUCUACCGCCGCCUUUUAAGAUU